Corythoichthys intestinalis (scribbled pipefish) is the source of this 3196-nucleotide messenger RNA. RefSeq names its product protein phosphatase 2, regulatory subunit B'', beta (gene ppp2r3b). NCBI's taxonomy places the organism in Eukaryota, Metazoa, Chordata, Actinopteri, Syngnathiformes, Syngnathidae. Gene Ontology annotation, cellular component: protein phosphatase type 2A complex. Gene Ontology annotation, molecular function: protein phosphatase regulator activity; calcium ion binding. Bases 237 to 1982 code for a protein of 581 amino acids. The transcript has 14 exons. Gene Ontology annotation, biological process: protein dephosphorylation. The record is from RefSeq and is a predicted model, not a curated record.
UCAAUCCAGAUCUCGCGUUAAGUUCAUAUGGUUACCACGGGUAGCCGAUUUUGAAAAGUUGAAGCAGAGUGGGCUCAUCUCUGGUAGGGUGAACGCCGGUUUCAUCGUCUGCAUUCUUGAAUUUUUUUCGUCUUUAAUAUACCUUCACCAGCACCUCAAAUGAAGGGAGUAAGGUAGCCGCAUUUGGAUUUGACCUGCUUUAAAUACAAGGUACCUAACUUGUGGGCUUCUUCAAAAUGCCUUCAAGUCAGAUUCUUCAGCCCAUCCUCAAGAUGAAGGUGGACGAGCUCUUCCUCACCUGGUUGAGUGAGCCUAAAACCCUGCUGGUGCUAAAAGACUGCCUUGACCUCGUCAAAAGUGGACGUCCUGGCAGUUUAGGCGACAUGGGCAUUAAGGAAAAGUGCACUCUGAGUUUUAAUCAAAAUAACAAUGUAGCAUCUCAGAAGAACCUGGCAGAGAAGAAUGCCGCUUCCUUCAAUGUCCCCUUGAGUUCCCCUUGUACCUCCACCCUGCCCUCAGGAUGCAGCAGCAGCAACCGGGUCACGGGACCCCAUGGCAGGAUAUUACGGAGAUCUGUCAGCUCGAAAAAGGCGCAGGUGAAGACAGAGGAGCCCGUCAGCCGCGCGCUGAGCGAAAGCAUUCCAAAGUUCUACUUCCCGCAAGGUCGGCCACAAGCCAACGUUAACAUCGAUGGUCUCAUUUCCAAAAUUGAGGCGACGUUCUGCCAAUUCCCCAAUGAAAGGGCCACCAUUGAGGACAUGGGGCAGGUUGCCAAGGCCUGCGAGUGUCCACUCUACUGGAAGAUGCCAUUGUUCUGCUUAGCUGGGGGCGACAGGACCGGCUUCGUGUCCGUGCACAAGUUCGUGGCCAUGUGGCGCAAGACGCUGCAGACCUGUCACGAUGCCGCCGCCAAGUUUGUGCACCUCUUGGCCAAACCUGGCUGUAAUUACCUGGAACAAGACGACUUUAUUCCUUUCCUGCAGGACGUGGUCAACACUCACUCGGGGCUGGCCUUCCUAAAGGAGGCAUCGGACUUUCACUCCAGAUACAUCACCACGGUGAUCCAAAGGAUAUUUUACACGGUCAACCGCUCUUGGAACGGAAAAAUAACUUGCAACGAGCUACGGAAAAGUAACUUUCUUCAGAACGUGGCGCUGCUGGAGCAAGAAGAAGACGUGAACCAGUUGACGGAGUUCUUCUCCUACGAGCACUUUUACGUGAUCUAUUGCAAAUUUUGGGAGCUGGAUACUGAUCACGAUCUCUACAUUGACCACAAAGAUUUGGCACAGCACAAUGACCAAGCCAUCUCCCAAAAGAUGAUCGAUAGAAUAUUCUCAGGAACAGUGACAAGGGACCGGCACGUUUUGAAGGACGGCCGCUUGAGUUACGCCGACUUUGUAUGGUUUCUCAUCUCUGAGGAGGACAAGAAGACAGACACCAGUAUAGAAUACUGGUUCCGCUGCAUGGACCUGGACGGCGACGGCGUGCUGAGCAUGUACGAGAUGGAGUACUUCUACGAGGAGCAGUGUCAGAAGCUGGAGCGCAUGGCCAUCGAGCCUCUGCCCUUCGAGGACUGCCUCUGCCAGAUGCUCGACCUGGUCAAGCCUCGGGUCCAAGGUAAGAUCACGCUGCGCGACCUAAAGAGUUGCAAGCAGUCGCACAUCUUUUUCGACACGUUUUUCAACAUCGAGAAGUACCUGGUCCACGAGCAGCGGGACCCCUUCUCCGUCAUCAGAGAAGUGGAAACGGAGGGACAGGAAGUGUCCGACUGGGAGCGUUACGCUGCGGAGGAGUACGACCUCCUUGUGGCUGAAGAGGCCGCCGGGAUUCACGGUGAUGACGUGUACGAAGCGCCACCGAGUCCCCUGGAAACGCACGUCCCGUCCGAUCCGGGUCUGACGAAAAGGCACUUCUUCCAGAUUCCCGCGCCGCACUGCAACUUAGACCUGGACGACUUCGAGUACGAGGAUGACUUCGAAUGAGCGAGCACGCGUCUCGAUGUUCCCACAAGCAAUUUACUGACGACCCGCUGCGACUUAUUUUCUUCUCAUUCAUUUGACCUAAUUAAGGAGUUGCGAUGACAUCACUACCUUGACUCCGCCUCCAUCCCCGCUCACUUUACAUUCCAGUGAUCAUACCGGAAGUUUCUGUACAACAAGUCAUCCGUCGGACGCCGUUUGCGUGUGAAAGUGUGAGAUGUGUCCUUUUAAUUUAUGAGAAGAAUUUAUAAAUCUAUAUGAAAGUGUAAAUAUUGUUUGCUGUGAUGUAAAUGAUUUGGGCAAGUUAAGAUUUUUCUAUGUAAUGAAGUUCAUAAAAACCAAAGUCACUGACGCUGAAAAGUCUUUUAUUUCUUUUAAAACACAGUAUUUUCACACUUAUGCUGUGAGUUGGAACGAGUUUAUCACUUGUAGACGUCCAAUCUGUUUGAAGUUACUUCAAUGGCUGUCAGUAGCAUCCAAUGUCAGGUAAGUUCAUUUUGAGGCAUUUUACGUCAUUUCAAGUUGAUUUUUGGUCACUUUCUGUUACUUUGGGGCAUUUUCAAGUAACUUUGUAUUGAUUUUUGGUCCCUUUCAAUUGAGUUUGGGGCAUUUCCGGAUCACUUCCUGUUGAUUUUGGGUCAUUUCCGGGUAACUGCGUUGAUUUUGAGUCACUUUCUUUUAAUUUUGGAGCAUUGUAUUGAUUUUUGGUUUCGUUCAAUUGAUUGGGGCAUCUUCGGCUCAACAGCGUACCACACGAAUGCUACUUGUACACCAUGACAUCGCCAUCGUAACGUGGAAGCGGGUCAUUAUAGACACACCCUCCCAUAAAAUCCAUGUUAUUUCUGCUUGUUUUCUCUGGUAAAAUUACAAAAAAAACAGCAUGCCGAUCAAACACUGCUGAUAUGGAACUUGUAGAAACGACUCUAGGCAUUACGAAAGUUGACGGAUGUUUUCUUCAGACGUUUCCCGAAACCAAAAACUCGGAGGAAAAAAAUGUGAAGAAUGGAUGAAUUUGCGCGGACGUCCAAAAGACCAGUUUAACUCCAGCAAAGGGAAGCAGUUUACAUUUCAUAUGCAGUAAACAUUGUGUCGGGGGCCAUGGUCCUACAGAGGAGGAAAAGGUAAACCAUUUUGAUAUUUUUAUUUUUUUAGAGUAGCGUUUUGCCGUGCUGCUUCUGUGGGACAAUGAAUGACCUGAGAAAAAUUAAAAUGGUAUC